AUGGCUCACUGGAUCUCUUCCAAGCUCAAAGCCGCUGAAACUCUCCUCCAUCAGAUCGAUAAGCAAGCUGCAGAAUCACUGGGUAAGAAUGAUAAGCCACGAUCUGAUGAACAAUUAGGUCUUGAAACCUCGCCAAGUAUGGGGGAAACUAGGUCAUUGAUUAAGGAGCAGCUCAAAAAGAAGGUGCCAGAAAAUGUCAGUGAGAAAAAUAAUUUAAGGGUAAUUAGUCGCAGUGAUAGUAAUAUUAAACGGGAUGAUGAUGUUGGGGUAUCAGUGAAUUUGAACUCGAAGUCAAACUCGAGGAGUGGACUUACUGAUAGUGAUUGGACAGAAUUAUUGAGCGUGCCAAAUAAAAAUGUGGCAUCCGGGGGUGUGAGUGGGAAUCAGAGUAGCAUUGGAGCGUUGGGGAUUAGGGGUUUGAAGAAAGAUGGUAUGAAACAAGGGAGAUUGGGUUCGAAGGUAUUAGAGGGGAAAAGGACUGAGAAUGGACAGAAUAAUGGUGUUCUGAAUGGUUCGAGAAAAUCUAAUGUUGAGUUGGAGAGUAACGCAAAUGGUGGUGGUAGUUCGGAUAGUGGGAGGGCAAGUGACGUGGGAGGAGUGAUGCAAAAAGCUACGAUAUCCAAAUUGCAGAGCGAUGGAGGUAAAUCAGAUCGAAAGGACAUGAGUGAUGCACUUGUGCCUGAUAACAAGUAUGAGGCAGAUGUAGGAAAAAAUGAGGAGGUGAAUGGCAAUGGAGAUGGAGAGAAGCUAUGUUCUACAGAUGGUUUGACAAAUGACGAUCAUCUCAUGGAGAUGGUGCCAGCUUCUCUUGAUAGGAAAUUGAAUAUGAAGUUUCAAGUGAAGGACGGCGAGAGGUUUAAGAGUGGAGUGUUAAAGAAUAAUAAAUCGAAAGUGGGUUCCAGAAGUUCAAGUUCUAUGAAGAAAGGUUCUUCUUCCCCAAGGGACGAAGAGUCUGAUUCUGAGACAGAUUCAACUUCAUCUUCAGAUUCAGAGAGAGAACGAGAGAGGGCAGAAAGGAUAAAGAGAAGGCAGCAGAUUCUGGCAGAAAGAGCAGCUGCCAAAGCAGUUGAGGCUAUCAAAGAUCGUGAGAAUCUGGUUGCUAAAUUGGAGGGGGAGAAACAGAGUUUAGAGAAAAUACUUGAAGAGCGGGCCAAACAGCAAGUACAAGAGGCUUCAGAAUUGCAGACAUCAAUGAUGGAGAUUAUGGAAGCUGCUGAUUUAGAGAAGCAGAAACAUAACAAUACUCGAAUGGAAGCACUCGUGAGACUGUCAAAACUUGAGACUGCAAAUGCCGACCUUGCAAGGUCUCUCGCUGCUGCGCAGAAAAACCUUGAAAUAGAGGUUGAUCGUAUCGCUGAACUUCGUCAAAAGAUUCAGUUGAAAGAAGGGACUCAUGAAGAAUUGAGAAGGAAAAUAUCUGUUACGUGCCUAAACGGGGACAAUCUGGUAGCUUCAAAAGGUGUCGAAUUUGAACUGAAGAUGCUUGAGGCUGAGUAUUCCUUUGUAACUGAUAAAGUGGAACGCUUGCAAGAAAAGGCAAAGACACUGGAAAUGAACAUUAAAACAACCCAAAGGGAGAUCGAGAAUCCAACUGAAGUGGAAAUUCAGCUCAAGCAAAGGCUUGAUCAGUUCACUGACCAUUUGAUUCAGAAGCAAGCACAGGUUGAGGCACUAUCCUCAGAAAAGGCAAUGCUGCUAUUCAGAAUCGAGGCAGUUUCAAGGUUACUGGAUGAGAACAAGUCAAUUAUGGAAUUAGCUGAUUUUCCCAGUGCCUCUUCAAGAGAUGAUCUAGAAUCCGGUGUAUGGGAACCCUAUAAUUCGAAGUUCAGGCCUUUAUUUAAACAGAAAAUUCGAUCCGGCCAGCUACAUUUGGGAUCAUUGAUUCGACAGUUGGAUUCGAUCUUUUCUUCCGGUGUCGUCUUUCUAAGAAGGAACUCGACUGCUAGGAUUUGGUCUGUCGUCUACCUUGUAUGCCUUCAUCUAUGGGUGUUAUACAUUCUAACGUCACAUUCUCCUGUCUCCGAUGAUACUAUGUCUGGUGCUGUUGUUUCCCUGGAGAAUAUAAACAACACUGGAUCUGUCUAA
Messenger RNA from Fraxinus pennsylvanica, 2085 nucleotides. The record is from the annotation of a GenBank genome assembly. NCBI's taxonomy places the organism in Eukaryota, Viridiplantae, Streptophyta, Magnoliopsida, Lamiales, Oleaceae.